CGCGUGGGCCCGAGUCGGCGGCGGGGGUCUCCGCUUGCCGGAAGAGGAAGCCAACGUUCCCCUGAGCGUCCCCCCGCCCGCAGCGCCGGCCCUCCGGACGUCCGCGUCCGUUAUCUCCAUUGGACCCCGCCGGGGUUGGGGGGGGCGGGGUGCCGGGUGCUCGGGACCGGCUUCGCGGAAAGGAGAACACGGAAGUUCCUGGAGGCGGAGAACUUGGCCUGAGGAAAAUGCAACAUGGCAGCAGCAAUGGAAACAGAGCAGCCGGGUGUUGAGGUAUUUGAAACGGCGGAGUGUGAGGAGCAAAUUGACUUGCAAAAUCGCCCUCAGUUGGAGCCGUUUUAUGUUGAACGGUAUUCUUGGAGUCAGCUGAAAAAGCUGCUUGCUGAUACCAGAAAAUACCAUGGCUACAUGAUGGCUAAGGCCCCACAUGAUUUUAUGUUUGUGAGGAGGAAUGAUCCAGAUGGGCCUUAUUCAGACAGGAUCUAUUACCUCGCUAUGUCUGGUGAGAACCGAGAAAAUACAUUAUUUUAUUCUGAAAUUCCUAAGACCAUCAAUAGAGCAGCAGUCUUAAUGCUGUCUUGGAAGCCUCUUUUGGAUCUUUUCCAGGCAACACUGGACUAUGGAAUGUAUUCUAGAGAAGAAGAAUUAUUAAGAGAAAGGAAACGCAUUGGAACAGUUGGAAUUGCUUCUUAUGAUUAUCACCAAGGAAGUGGGACAUUUCUGUUUCAAGCUGGUAGUGGAAUUUACCAUGUGAAAGAUGGAGGGCCACAAGGCUUUACACAACAACCCUUACAACCCAAUUUAGUGGAAACUAGUUGUCCCAACAUACGGAUGGACCCCAAAUUAUGUCCUGCUGAUCCAGACUGGAUUGCUUUUAUACAUAGCAAUGAUAUCUGGAUAUCCAACAUUGUCACCAGAGAAGAAAGAAGACUCACCUAUGUGCACAAUGAGCUAGCCAACAUGGAAGAUGAUCCCAGAUCAGCUGGAGUUGCUACAUUUGUUCUCCAAGAAGAAUUUGAUAGAUAUUCUGGCUAUUGGUGGUGUCCAGAAGCUGAAAUGACUCCUAGUGGCAGUAAAAUUCUUAGAAUUCUAUAUGAAGAAAAUGAUGAAUCUGAAGUGGAAAUUAUUCAUGUUACAUCCCCUUUGUUGGAAACAAGGAGGGCAGAUUCAUUCCGUUACCCUAAGACAGGAACAGCAAAUCCAAAAGUCACUUUUAAGAUGUCAGAAAUAGUGGUUGAUGCUGAAGGAAGGAUUAUAGACAUCAUAGAUAAAGAACUAAUUCAACCUUUUGAGAUUCUAUUUGAAGGAGUGGAAUAUAUUGCCAGAGCUGGAUGGACUCCAGAGGGAAAAUAUGCCUGGUCCAUCCUACUAGAUCGUUCCCAAACUCGCCUACAGAUAGUGUUGAUCUCCCCUGAAUUAUUUAUCCCAGUAGAAGAUGAUGCCAUGGGAAGACAGAGAUUCAUCGAGUUGGUUCCUGACUAUGUGACACCACUGAUUAUUUAUGAAGAAACAACAGACAUCUGGAUAAAUAUUCACGACAUCUUUCAUGUUUUCCCCCAAACUCACGAGGAUGAAAUUGAGUUUAUUUUUGCCUCUGAAUGCAAAACAGGUUUUCGUCAUUUGUAUAAAAUCACAUCCAUUUUAAAGGAGAGCAGAUAUAAACGGUCCAAUGGUGGGCUGCCUGCCCCAAGUGAUUUCAAGUGCCCAAUCAAAGAGGAAAUAGCGAUUACCAGUGGUGAAUGGGAAGUUCUUGGUCGGCAUGGAUCUAAUAUCCAGGUCGAUGAAGUCAGAAAGCUGGUGUAUUUUGAAGGCACCAAAGAUUCCCCUUUAGAGCAUCACCUGUACGUGGUCAGCUAUGUAAAUCCUGGAGAAGUGACGAGGCUGACUGACCGUGGCUUCUCCCACUCUUGCUGCAUCAGCCAGAAUUGUGACUUCUUCAUAAGCAAAUAUAGUAACCAGAAGAAUCCACACUGUGUGUCCCUUUACAAACUGACGAGUCCUGAGCAACUCGCAAAUGACCCAAAUGACCCAACUUGCAAAACAAAGGAAUUUUGGGCUACCAUUUUGGAUUCUGCAGGUCCUCUUCCCGACUACACCCCUCCUGAGAUUUUCUCUUUUGAAAGUACUACGGGAUUCACCUUGUAUGGAAUGCUGUACAAACCUCAUGAUCUACAACCUGGAAAGAAAUACCCCACUGUAAUAUUCAUAUAUGGCGGUCCUCAGGUGCAAUUGGUAAAUAAUCGGUUCAAAGGAGUCAAGUAUUUCCGUUUGAAUACUCUCGCUUCUCUGGGUUAUGUGGUUGUGGUGAUAGACAACAGGGGAUCCUGCCACCGAGGGCUUAAAUUUGAAGGAGCCUUUAAAUACAAAAUGGGUCAAAUAGAAAUCGACGAUCAAGUGGAAGGACUCCAGUAUCUCGCCUCUCAGUAUGAUUUCAUUGACUUAGAUCGCGUGGGCAUCCACGGCUGGUCCUAUGGAGGGUACCUCUCCCUGAUGGCAUUGAUGCAGAGGUCGGAUAUCUUCCGGGUUGCUAUUGCGGGGGCCCCCGUGACCCUGUGGAUCUUCUACGACACGGGCUACACAGAACGUUACAUGGGCCACCCGGACCAGAACGAACAGGGCUAUUACCUAGGCUCCGUGGCCAUGCAAGCAGAAAAGUUCCCCUCCGAACCAAACCGCUUACUACUCUUACACGGGUUCUUGGAUGAGAAUGUCCAUUUUGCACAUACCAGUAUAUUACUGAGUUUCUUAGUGCGAGCUGGAAAACCAUAUGAUCUACAGAUCUAUCCUCAGGAGAGACACAGCAUACGAGUUCCUGAGUCUGGAGAACAUUAUGAACUGCACCUUUUGCACUAUCUUCAAGAAAACCUUGGAUCGCGUAUUGCUGCUCUGAAAGUGAUCUAAUUAUCCCUGGGUAGAACUCUGGUCUACACUGGCUAUUUAACCAAAUGAGGAGGUUUGAUCAAUUAGAGAACAUGGAAUUAAGCAUUACAUUGUGGUACCUGCCACCGAACACCUGACUUCUGAAAGUAAAUUUGGUGGCACAUAGGCUUCAACAGCUCAUCUAAUACCUUAAACACACACACACACACACACACACACACACACACACACACAAAAUGAAUGAAUUGAUACCUAUUCCUAAGGAAUCCAGCAAUACCAUGAGAAUUACAGAGAAAAAUAAGACUUGAGCGCCACAUUCGUACCACCCUCUUUUCACAUUUAAUAGCAUUAUAAAACCUCACGGACUUAAUUAGAUUUUUACAAUACUUCUGAGUUUGUUAAAAUAUGGUAUCAGUGAUUGGUUUGGUUCAAUUCCAGGAUCUCUUGACUAGUCACAGAUUUGAUAGCACUUAAUGUGAUUGAAUAGCUUAGGCUUCAUCAAGUGGGGUGUAUCAGCAUGUUAUAAACUAAUCACUAUUAAACCUAUGACUUAACCCAGUCAUUAAUGAUUUUUUUUGAGGAUAAUUUAGUGGCCUCCUAAAGAUACUUUUUUUUGGCUCAGACCAGUUUUUAGCCUAUUUAAACUGUACCUAGUAUAAACAAUUCUCUCAAUGGUAGGACCGAGUGGGAUUUUUUUUUCUUUUUGCAUAAAAACAAGUAACUGUACUACUACCUGUAGCAUGGAUUUAAUUAUAAGUCUUAUGAUGUUGAUACUUACAGGCAGAAAAUUUUUAGUCCAAUGAUUAGAGAGCUUAAACAUUCGCAGGCAAUUCUCUUUCCUCCUCUAGGAAAAAGCAAGAGUGUGUAUUCACUUGUAUGUGGGAAAUUUGGUGACGCUGGGUUUCCGUGUGAUAUUUUCUUAUUAAAGUGUUGUGGAGUUUUAGGAGGUGGGAAGGGAUAGCCAGGCCCGGGGGGAGGCAGUGCAGGGUCCACUUGAGAAUUGAGCAGAAGUACUCAGGAGAAAGGGGGGGGAGGGGGCAGUGGAGCUUAAACUCCCAGUAUGCUAGUUAAGGAAAACAAUGGGAAAUGACUCUGUCACCAUCACAGACUGACAUUGUUCAGAGGAGGAAAAAUUCCUUAGGCUUAUUAUAAACCCUCUUUUUAUUAUUGUUAUUUUUCCUCUUAAAUUUAAAAACCUUACAAAAAAUUAUCUUCUAAAAUAACAGUACUUUGAAUAUUGUGAGCUCAAGGUUUCCGUACAAGCUCUCAACAACAGGGGAGUAACGUGGCUUCUCUUCAGCAGUGUUUCGAGCCGUUAAGCAGUUUUACCGAAUGGCCAUUGCAUUUUCUAUGUAUGAAGGGAGCAACUAGGUGCUGACUAAGAUCUGCCCUUGGGCACAUCAGAUCUUUGCUACUAAGUGGGUUCCAUUGGAGCCCAUGGUGGAUCUGACCAUUUUGUUUAGAAAGUUGUUACCAGAAUUUAAAAAU
This is a messenger RNA of Perognathus longimembris pacificus (Pacific pocket mouse), 4368 nucleotides long. It is a transcript of the gene Dpp8, whose product is annotated as dipeptidyl peptidase 8. Gene Ontology annotation, biological process: proteolysis. Bases 235 to 2901 code for a protein of 888 amino acids. Gene Ontology annotation, molecular function: dipeptidyl-peptidase activity; serine-type peptidase activity. The record is from RefSeq and is a predicted model, not a curated record. The transcript is spliced from 20 exons. Lineage: Eukaryota; Metazoa; Chordata; Mammalia; Rodentia; Heteromyidae.